AGUAUCAAACUUGUCGCAGUCGAAAAACCUCAUGGCACUUUGUGUAUUUUGUGCGUAACUGAAAACGUGUGACGAGCGGUACGAAAUUUUUUUUGUGACAGUUUUGAACAUCAACAACAUGUUGGAGUUUUAUCCUAAUUUGAAUUUAAAUCCGGCCAUGUUGCCCGAAAGAAACGGCUUAAGCGGUGCGGAUUGUAACGGACGUUCAGAUAAUGGAUUGAUAAAAUGUGAAAAAGCUUGGUGUGAUAAUAAUAAUCUACACAACCCCCUAGAUAGCAGUUUAAUAAAAUGUGAAAAAACGUAUGAAAUGUGCGAAGGGUGCGGUCACAAAAUUCACGAUAGAUACCUAAUGAGAGUAGCUGAUUGCAGUUGGCACGAACACUGUUUGUGUUGUUCGAUAUGUGGAAUACUUUUGUCACAUUCGUGUUAUACUAGGAAUACGAAACUAUAUUGCAAGUCUGAUUAUGAUAGGAUAUUUGGGGUGAAGUGCUCAAGAUGUGGUGAUCGAUUAUUGCCACACGAAAUGGUAAUGCGAGCCCAACAACACGUCUUUCACUUACCUUGCUUCGCUUGCGUCGCUUGUGGUCAACCUCUUCAGAAAGGAGAACAAUUUGUUAUCAGAGCUGGACAACUAUUCUGUCGAGGAGACUUCGAAAAGGAAUUGUAUUUAUUACAACAAGCUAGUUCUGGAGAUGAUGAUUUGUUAGAUGAAAAUAGUAGACCAAGAGAUGGUAGGAGAGGUCCAAAACGACCCCGAACAAUAUUAACGUCGGCCCAACGUCGUCAAUUCAAAGCGUCCUUCGAAGUAAGUCCUAAACCUUGUCGAAAAGUACGCGAAGCUUUAGCAAAAGAAACUGGUCUCAGUGUUCGAGUUGUUCAGGUAUGGUUCCAGAAUCAGAGAGCCAAAAUGAAGAAGAUUCAAAGGAAGGCCAAACAGGACGACGGGAAAUCUUCAAGUGAUAAAGAAAAAGGUGAUAAGGAUGAUAAAGUUAUUAAGCAAGAAUCUCCGAAUAGUGAACAUGGACAUUAUAUGAAUUUGGGCAAUUUGGUUGACGGCCAUUUUCAGAGCUCUAGUCAACCGCUUAAUCCUAAUGUUCCCUUCUCACCCGAUGAUAACUAUCCAGCCCAUUCGGGAGAGAGCUUCUGUAGUUCGGAUAUCUCGCUUGAUGAUAGUACAAACUUCGAUCAACUAGACGAAGCAACAUCUGAUACGAUAUCUUUACAAAACUUGGAAUUACAAACGCAUUCCCAUCAUAAUGAAGGAGGAUCCACAUCUACGUCAACUUCCAUAGCAAAUCCCAUAGAUAAACUCUACCUCAUGCAGAAUUCUUAUUUUAGCACGGAACAGUAAAUUUAAAACAAUGAAUUGUAUCUCUAUGGGAGGGUUCCGGUAAGCGCCCACAACGCUCACGUGGAGUCUCUUGUGAAUAGUUAACGGAACGCACUUUAAAUUAUUUUAUCUCAAAACGGAACUUCAACCUAUUCAGAAGAUAGUAAAGAAAAAUAGAAGGUGGUACCUACACCCAGUGUCGUAUUUUAAAAUUUGAAGCCCUGGACUGAUUAGUUUUGCCGCCCCCAUAAAAAAAUCGUUUAAUAAUGAAACAAGACCAUACAAAAAUUAACACCAAUUAUCAAAUAUCUACAUUUUUAGGGAUGUACAAAUGUCCAUAGAAAAUUGCUAUUUUUGUAUAUGGAAAUGCUUCCUUUGAUUUUCUUUCUUUAAUAAAUAGGUUAAGUUGCCUUAAAUUCAUGAUUAAUUGGGUAUAAUUCUUGGAGUUCUUAGGCGUUAUCCUUCACUUCCGAUUCAGUUAUUGUAUCCAAUUUGCCUUCUACAUCAUAAGAACUGUCUAGUUGCUUCCUUUUAAUUAUUCUUCCGUGAAUGCUUCUGAAUUCUUCUGAGCAUUUUCUUUCCCCAGCUUCUUCGAAAACAUCAGAGGAUCCCUUUUUGUUUCUAUAAAAGUGAUGAAUGACUCGUAGAGUCUGGAGCUCUAUAUCUGCGUCAAUCCCUUGUAAGUUUAGAGAUUAUAUUAAAUUGUUUUAACACAUAUCCUCAAAAUUCAGAUGAUAUCACCGUUUUUAUACAAUUUAAUUGAGCCAAAAGCUUCAUUUUUAACCAAAGCCUUCUGUGGGAUAACUUUUUAUAUCUUCUAGAACCGAUAUUAACUUGUCCUAGGCUGACCAUAGCCUGCCACCCCGGGCCAUGACCCCCAUGGUAAAUAUGUCACUGGGUACAUCGAUGUUCUUUCUCUAUCUACCAGCAGUUCGGGCCCAGUUGAACAAGAUCCUCUAUCUCGCUUUCUUUAUAUUUACUAUUUUCUCUAAGAUUUAUACACGUUGAUAAAUUAAUGUCACAAACCGAUUUUGAUCGAUGGUUUGAUUAUUUGAAGUGAUUCAAAUCGAAAUCUUUAAUCUGAUUAAGUCGCAUUCAACUGCGAAAACAAAAAUCCCAAGACCGUUUAUUUAAAUUUCACAAAAAUCCCAAUCGAAAAUCUAAGCACUUGAGAAUAGAAAAAAUUCGAUUAAAAUUGUUCUCCUCAAUUACUAUAUGAAUAAUAUUCUUUCUUUGGUUAUUAACAAUCCUUUUCUUAUCUUGUUUACUGCGUUCUGAAACAGAUCCACAGAUGACACUCCAAACCACUGGCGUAGGUUAUGCAACCAUGAAUGUCGUCUUCUCUUUCGUCCCUUCUUUACCUUCGGCAAUCAACUGCAAAACACGAGAUUUGUCAUGUCUUAGUAUGUAUAAUACUAAAAAUACUUCAUUUUCCUUUUUUUUUUUGUUUUUACUGCAAAGACGACUUCCAUAGAACAAGAAAUAGGUAGCACUUUCCUUUUGAGAUAAAUAAAAUUAAUCGAACUGAAGAAAACGUACAGUAGUUUUUAAAAAAAUAAACAGUCAAACGAAUCUUAAAAGUUUCGCUUGAAUGAAACAAAAAAUUAAGUUGAGUACAAAAUUCAGUGUUGUUUGUUACUUUUCUUUAUAAAUCUAGUCUACACAAAAUGCAAAGCACAACUUUUUAUUUACCGAUAAUAUUUAAAAAAAAAAUUUUCAUUGUAAUAUACAUAAUUUGUUAUUUUUUAUAAAAUUUGAUUUUAAUGGAAUACGAAAGAUAAAAAUUUGUCAAUUGUCUUCAAUUAAAUCUGUAUAGAUAUUAAAAUAAAGUAUCCCGUUUUUGAAAAAUGUAUAUUAAUUUAUAUUCAUUUCAAAAAUAAUUUUUCGUUCAAAAUAUGGGGUGUAGAUGUGAUGAGAAACAUCUCGGUUUAUCUAAAAGUGUCCGUUGAAAGGGGGCAAAUUAAGGUGGCGCUUUAGCAGGAAAUGAAAAGAUUUUAAAAACAUCGCCAGAAGUUUUUAGGGUGAGAUACUAAAUUAAAUACUUAUUUAAAACAUAAUUUGUUGUAUACAGUUACACACUUUUUUAGAUUGAUUCUCCUUACCUCUACACUCCAUAGUUCAAAUUUAUCUUUCCCACGCCAUUACACAUUCUUCGUUUUAUUCUUCUUUUGGUACUUUUUUGUAUUUGCCCGUCUUCGCUAAUUCACUUUUCUGAAAUUUCUAGAACUGGUACCAAUACACCAACAUUUACCGUAUGACGUUUCGAUAACCAUGUUAUCGUCUUCAGAGUAAUGUGGUAAUGUAAAUAAUUAUCGCAUUUUUCACAUUACGUUAUACAAUGUGUCUACGUUUCAUUAAUAAUCCUGAAUUUAUUUCUCGUAUUUCCUGUCAGGUAUUAACUUUGAUUUUUUAUUAUCUAUUUUGUUUAUAUACAUUUAAUUUUAACCAAAUUUCUUUCUUUCCGUACUUGUACAGAAAUUUUAUUAUACAUUAUAUAGAAUAUAAUUGAAAAGUGUAUUAUACAUGGAUUUACUUAGAAUUAUUGUAAAUGUACAUAUGAAAAAAAAUCCAAUAAAUGUAAUAGAUAAUAAUUGUGUAUUAUUUAUUACUUUUAUUUAAAAUGAGUCGAAUUAUUACUUGUGAUGAAAUGUUUAUGCCAAAUAUAGGGAUUUAAUAUUGUCUAGAUUUUAUUAUGUAUAUUUUAAAUAAAAGAUUAUAACAAGUAAAAAAA
Molecule: messenger RNA, 4061 nt
Organism: Diorhabda carinulata
Lineage: Eukaryota; Metazoa; Arthropoda; Insecta; Coleoptera; Chrysomelidae
Gene: Lmx1a
Product: LIM homeobox transcription factor 1-beta
Exons: 6
Coding region: 119-1351 (410 amino acids)
Biological process (GO): regulation of transcription by RNA polymerase II; neuron differentiation
Cellular component (GO): nucleus
Molecular function (GO): RNA polymerase II transcription regulatory region sequence-specific DNA binding; DNA-binding transcription factor activity, RNA polymerase II-specific
Source: RefSeq, a predicted model, not a curated record